Molecule: messenger RNA, 1024 nt
Organism: Panonychus citri (citrus red mite)
Lineage: Eukaryota; Metazoa; Arthropoda; Arachnida; Trombidiformes; Tetranychidae
Product: methyltransferase-like 26
Exons: 1
Coding region: 153-830 (225 amino acids)
Source: RefSeq, a predicted model, not a curated record
AUGAUCAGGAGAAACAACAAUUAUCUCAACUAAUGAUGUAACCAAAGUGAAGCGAAAAUGAGAAUUGGUAACCAAUAGUUACCAUGAGAAUCACCUGAUUCAAUAUAAUCUUUCAUUGGAAUUGUUUUCAUGGUCAAUUUUUCCUCUUUUGCAUGAGAUUAAUUGAGUUUCUGGUCGUAAGAUUGUUUAAUUGUGUGAAAAUGCUCCAAGCUCCCGCCGCUGAACGUAACAAGAAUCCGAUUUUAUCCAUUUUGAGGAAAGUGUUACCACCCGAUGUUCAGUUAAAUGGCCUGGAAAUUGCGUCUGGAACUGGACAACAUGUCACCUGGUUCGCUUCAAAUUUACCGAAUAUCAUCUGGCAGCCAACUGAAUACGAUCAAAGUUCACUGGCCUCAAUUAGAGCUUAUCGUGAAUCUAAUGAUGAAAUCAAAUCAAGGGUUAAACCACCGGAGUUGGUUGAUGUAACGAAACCUUUGGAUUUGUGGCCUCAACAAGUCGCUAAAUUGUCCCAUUAUGAUUUCAUUCUGAAUGUAAACAUGAUUCACAUUUCACCUUAUGAAUGUACCAUUGGAUUGUUCCGUUCAGGUCAACAGUUGAUUAAGGAGAAUGGGUUAAUUAUUCUGUAUGGACCGUUUUCUAUUGACGGUAUCUUGACCCCCGAAAGUAACGUUAAUUUUGACCAAAGUCUUCGAGCUCGAGAUUCGAGUUGGGGUGUCAGGGAUACUCGAGAUGUCGGUUCGACUGCUCACCAAUUUGGCUUCCGAUUUGUUCAAAUUUACGAUAUGCCGGCGAAUAAUAAAAUCUUAAUCUAUCGAAAGUCAUCACCAUGAAAAUUUUCAUCGAAAUUCAGUUUUCAUAUUUGAAAAUUUUCCUUACAAAUUGAAUCAAAUUACCAAAAUUUUAUUCUUGGUGUUAAUUGGUUUUAUUAAUUAUAAAACAUAAAUGGUUUAAUCUACUAAAAAAGAGAUUUGAUCAAAAAUUGUACAAUUAAUUCAAAUUAUAAAAUAUAAUAUUUCACAAGAAA